This is a messenger RNA of Guillardia theta CCMP2712, 617 nucleotides long. RefSeq lists its product as hypothetical. Lineage: Eukaryota; Cryptophyceae; Pyrenomonadales; Geminigeraceae. The coding region runs from base 18 to 506 and encodes 162 amino acids. The record is from RefSeq and is a predicted model, not a curated record. The transcript is spliced from 6 exons.
ACGGCCCUUGGCAUGCCAUGGAAGCGUUGAGGAGUAUACUCAGCCCUCGCCAUGGCGCCGUCGCUGCCUUCUUGUCCGCCCUCAGCAUAUCCCUUCUCCUCGUGUCCCUUUCACCGAAGGCUGCCAGGAGGGAUUCGAGACUAGAGAUAGCUGCUCUCAGACCAGCCGAGGAAUUUGUUAUCCUGAGACCGAGGUUUAGGAGGAUUCAUCCCGCUUCGCUCUUCCGCCACCCUGUCAGGACUCAGUCCCUUUAUUCAGCUUCUCUGCCCAACGAUCCUCAAGAGUACCUUCAGCCUGCUCCCCACGUCGGCAAUCCUGGCCUGUUCGCCUCCGACCGCGAGCCCAUGAGGGGGGAGCCUUAUGGGACUCCGGAGUACAAGUAUGCAGAUGAGCCCCUGCCUUGCCCCUGCACUGCCGGGAUCUGUCUGGAUCUGCUCAUGGAUGAGGAGUACGAUCAGGGACCGACUCCGUGCACUUGUAACUGCAACCAGCCAAUGGCUCCAUGAUGAUAAUGCGGAGAGCAGCGGCAUUGUACGGACAGAAUCCGCAUUUUUAACCUGUAACCAUAUCAGGAUAUUCCCUAGGAUUUUUCUCUAGGAAGAAAUAUGCUUGAGAAG